This is a messenger RNA of Galdieria sulphuraria, 1648 nucleotides long. RefSeq names its product MFS transporter, anion:cation symporter (ACS) family. Gene Ontology annotation, biological process: transmembrane transport. The record is from RefSeq and is a predicted model, not a curated record. The transcript is spliced from 3 exons. Lineage: Eukaryota; Rhodophyta; Bangiophyceae; Galdieriales; Galdieriaceae. Bases 29 to 1621 code for a protein of 530 amino acids. Gene Ontology annotation, molecular function: transmembrane transporter activity.
UCGUCACAGUUAUUCACGAUAGGAUAGAAUGAGAUGCUUAUGUAAACAAGUGGAUCUUAAAGGGAUGAAUAAUAGGAUGGCAAAGGAGAUCAACGCAUGUGCUUUUGUAAAGUUACCAACUUGUGUACUUGGGAAACCAUACAACUCUCUCUGUAUUAAGUGUACAGCUACUAUUUGUCGUUGGAAGUUCUUUUGCCGUUCGUUCAAGUUAUCCACUAUCAACAGUAAUAGGAAAGCGUUGGGAGUCUACUCGUCCGACAAAACGACAAACCAGGAAUCGGACAACUCGAAAGCCUUGAAAGUUUCAGAUACUUUUGUAAAAACUUUGAAGAGUCGAUACGGUUGGUCUAUGAAAAACGUACCGGAGCGUUUCUUAGUUGUCUUGAUGUGCUUUUUAAGCUUUGUUCUUUGUAACAUGGAUAGAGUCAACGUCUCUGUUGCUAUUCUUCCCAUGUCCAAAGAGUUUGGCUGGAGUCAAAGUACUGUAGGAGUCAUUCAAAGCUCUUUUUUUUGGGGUUAUUUAGUUACUCAGAUUCCCGGAGGCUAUUUGGCUGAUAAAUAUGGCGGUAAACUUGUAUUAGGUUGGGGUGUUUUGGCUUGGAGUUUGAUGACUUUUGUUACUCCUUAUGCGGCAUCCAAGUCCUUUCCUGUUUUAUUACUAUCACGUGCGUUGUUAGGUUUUGGAGAAGGUGUUGCUAUGCCUGCUAUGAAUCAGGUUGUAUCGAAAUGGAUACCAAGUGGAGAAAGAAGUCGUUCUUUGGCACUGAUUUACUCUGGAAUGUAUUUUGGUUCCGUCAUAGGUUUAUUACUUUGUCCCAAAAUGAUGAGCACUUUGGGUUGGCAUUCCGUAUUUACCAGUUUUGGUGCGUUGGGAAUUCUUUGGUGGCUCAUAUGGAAUGCUUGGAUAAAGAGUUCACCUGAAAAGAGCAAUAGUAUUUCACAAGAUGAAAAGAAUUAUAUUCUGAAACAAAGAACAACUAUUGGAAACAAAAUGGACCGUACUUCUCGUGAUAUUCCUUGGAAAUUGCUAUUUUCCAAAAAGGCAACUUGGGCCAUCAUCGUAGCCCACUUCUGUACUACCUGGGGUUAUUUUGUUUUGUUGACUUGGCUUCCUACUUAUUUCAAUCAACAUUUGGGAUUGAACUUGGCUUCUUCCUCCUUUGUUUCUGUUCUUCCUUGGUUAGCUAUGGCAUUAUCUGCCAAUGUGGGUGGAUGGUGUGCCGAUUAUUUGUUAUCAAAAGGAUUUUCUAUCACUUUUGUUCGCAAACUGAUGCAAACUAUGGGUCUAAUGGGCCCUGCUUUGUUUCUCAGUAUUGUUAGCUUUGUCCAUCAUCCUGUUACGGCUGUAUUAUGUAUGGCUUUGGCUUUGGGUCUGGGUAGUUUUGCACAGUCAGGUGUAUAUGCCAAUCAUCAAGAUAUUGGUCCAGAAUAUGCCGGUGUUUUGUUAGGUAUUUCUAACAGUUUUGCCGCUAUUCCUGGUAUUGUUGGAGUAGCUCUUACCGGAUUUAUUCUGGAUAAAACGGGUGGUGCUUGGUAUAUCGUAUUUGGAGUGGCUAUUGGCUUUUAUAUUUUGGGCACAGUCGUAUACAAUACUAUGGGCACUGGUAAACAAGUAUUUUAGAAACUUAAUAAAUUGGGAAGCUUGAUG